Pogona vitticeps (central bearded dragon) is the source of this 1881-nucleotide messenger RNA. It is a transcript of the gene SARAF, whose product is annotated as store-operated calcium entry associated regulatory factor. The record is from RefSeq and is a predicted model, not a curated record. Gene Ontology annotation, cellular component: endoplasmic reticulum membrane. Gene Ontology annotation, biological process: regulation of store-operated calcium entry. Lineage: Eukaryota; Metazoa; Chordata; Lepidosauria; Squamata; Agamidae.
ACGGCCCAGACCAAGAUGAAGCCGCCAGACCCGUUCGCGAGUUGACGCCCACUUGGCCUCUCCUUCGAGAAAUGGCACUGGAACGGCGGACCAAUCAGGGAGGCCGGAACCGGUGACGCAACAAGGCGUCUCCACGGGGCCGCGAGCGAGCUGCUUCCGGGCUCGUCUUCGUCUGCGUGAGAGCUGCGAAGAUGGCGUCCCCGUGGUUGCCGCUGUUGGUGGUGCUGAUGGGGCUCGGAGUGGCGUGGGGCUCGGCGCACUCGGAGAGAAUUUUGUUGCGAGAAGUCCAAGUCUUGACACUUUACCCUGGCAAGUACACAAAUUAUCGGAGGACAUCUCCAGUCCCUCAGUUGCAGUGCACUGGAGGCUCAGCCGGAUGUGCAGCAUACACUCUAGAUGUUGUCCAGUGUUACAAUAAAGGAUGGGAUGGAUAUGAUGUUCAGUGGGAAUGUAAAGCAAAUAUGGAUGCCUCAUACAAAUUUGGAAAAAUUGAAGUAAGCUGUGAAGGCUAUGAUUACCCAGAUGAUCCUUACAUAUUAAAAGGAUCGUGUGGCCUGGAGUACACAUUAGAAUUAACGAAGGCAGGACAGCAGAAGAGCAGCUUCUUUGGUGGGAGCUACUCUUCCCCAACUUCUCAUGAUUCCUUUGGAUCGGGUGCUGGAGUAGUCCUGAUGAUAUUGUUUGUAGUCUUUGUUUUUGGCGUCUACAAGCUAUUCCUCUGUGAUAACCGCCAGCAACAUGGUUUUGCUUAUGGUGAUGGGGAUUCUGGAACCUAUCAGCAAGGUCCUCAAAGCCCACCUCCGCCGGGAUUUAGAUCAGAUGGCCAGAAUUAUCAAACCCCACCUCCGCCAGGAUUUAAAACAAGUUUUACAGGAGCUUCUAGUGGUUCCAGUUAUGGUUCAAGUUCAGGGCCUGGUUUUUGGACUGGAUUAGGGGCCGGAGGGCUACUGGGAUACCUGGCUGGCUCCCAAAGAUCACCUUCAUAUCGCACAUAUUCACCUUACCAUGAUACAUGGGCCGGUCCAAGUGCUUCAUCUCCUGUAUUUGGCACUUCAAAUACCUCCAAACCAUCUCAUAGUUCAGGGACAAGGUCUACCUCUGGUUUUGGUGGCACAAAAAGGCGAUGAGGUGACCUGAAUCUGUCUCAGCAAGUAAAUAAAAGCAACAUUCUAGCAAUUCUGGACCCAGUUUUAACUCUCCUUGCUGGGUUUGCAAGAGUCUAACUUUGGAUUCAGUUGUGUUUACUUAUAUUCCAUAGGUUUAAAGAGAAGCUGUUUGGCCUAAGUGUACGGACAAUAAAACGGAAAAGGCAAAUGUAGAAAUACGGUUUGAAAUAAAGAAACAUCUCACUCUUUGAUUGGCCCUGCCAGGUGCAACAAGACGAUAGUGGUCCCUAUGCCUUUGACAGUUGUGUGGAAGAAGAGGGAGUUGUGUAACAGGCCAUACCUUCUGAAAUUCUUUAUUCUGCACAGAUGUUAACAGUCUUGUUUUCAGUUGGACUUCUGAAAUGGCCAGAUGCAAUAGGACAUUUCUCGUGAGCUAAUUGGGAUCCAGCACUCAUCAUCCUGUCCUUCUGAAAAUGGAGGGGUGCAUUCCUGAGAAAGUGCAUAAAGGUCUGGAGUACCUUUUCCUUAGGACAGAAGACUGGAGCUCCAGGCUCCUUUCUUUGUGAGAGAAGCUUCUGCUGCACUUUGGAAAGAAGCUUACGACAGAGGUGAAGUUUCAAGGCUGACAGCUGGGGGGGAGUGACCUUUAACAUAGCAUGUGGACUGUUGUUUGUGUAGGAACAUGUAGAGAAGUCCUGGUGUACCUGUAUUCUGAAAACCUGUAUAAUAAGCAGCUGAAGAACAACUUCAUCUUUUAAAAAUACUUCCUUGAAAA